Molecule: messenger RNA, 4193 nt
Organism: Lytechinus variegatus (green sea urchin)
Lineage: Eukaryota; Metazoa; Echinodermata; Echinoidea; Temnopleuroida; Toxopneustidae
Product: cationic amino acid transporter 2-like
Exons: 6
Coding region: 1203-3269 (688 amino acids)
Biological process (GO): transmembrane transport; amino acid transport
Cellular component (GO): plasma membrane
Molecular function (GO): amino acid transmembrane transporter activity
Source: RefSeq, a predicted model, not a curated record
CCUUCAAAUUAGCGUGUUGCCUUUUCGAUUAACUCUUCCAAGUUUGACCUUUAAAUCGGCUUGUUCACGUCCACACGGAGAACCUGUCUAUUCUUAUUGAGGCUGCACCCGUCAAUCCAUCCAUACGGUAAGUUGCUCGACCGUGUCUGUUAGCAUAAAACACGUAAAUCACCGUCAGUGGUAUUUCAUAUUUAGCAAUAUACCCGUAGAACUGAUAUACUGCUAUUUUUGCGUGAAGAUUAAUGCCGCUUAUGCGCAACAGAUAUCCUUUGAAACCAGAUUUGUAUGCCCGCACAGCUCACACAGGUGGAAUCGAACGCUUUAUCGAAUGAAAUCGCUGUCAUUGAAAAUCCAGAAUCGGACAACUGAGCGGAAAAAGUAUAAUAUAUCGUCUGCUAGCGUACGCCAUACGAUGUCACAGUCAGAGAGUGAACUCCCUUUUUCCUCCACCGCCGCCGCUCGUCUGUAUAUAUGUGUACUGUACUGUACUGCACUGUAUCCAAUUCAAGCGCACGCGCAUUAUGGUGGGGUGAUUAUACCAUAUUGUGCAGUCGUUUGACUACUUUUCGGAUCGCUUUUGUUGUUAUUUUGAGGGAAAACAUCCUCCUGUAAUGCCACAGCUUAUUUCCAUAAAUCCUUGAUCUACUUUUGUGUGUUUUCAAGCGUUGAUGCCAGUCACCACGUUAUGCUUGUAUACCAAUAUGUAUGUUGCGCGGCACUGAGGACAUAAUCACUGGAGCCAACAGCUGUUACACAGGACGGAGCGUGAUUUGGCCAAUAAAUGAUGACUUCUGAGUAAAUGGAAUGAAUAAAUACGACCAUUGAUCUCCUUUUGACAAUAUGGGGCCGUGAUUUGAACAUGAACUUGAAGGCUCAUUAUUUUCUUCUGCUUAAUGCGAAGCAUCGAGACGGAUAAAGACACUGAAUUGGCGAUAAUCGCUGAUGACCCCCUUUAAGUGCGACACCGUAUAAUUGUGUCUAUUUGCUCAUCUUCGGUUGAUUUCAAACGAAUCGUCUGCUAAUAAAGAAAUAAGUAUCUUCUGUUAUUCCAUUGCAUAUUCGGAAAGUCAGAAGAAUUGACCAAUUCAGAUCUUCUACAGUAUCCCUGAAGCACAAUAAAGUACACUUCAAACCUCAACGGAUCUCAGGUUGAUAGGUCUUUCUGCGACGUCACCCAGAGGCACUUCUGGAUCCCACCCGAGAUGAUGGACAUUGACGCCGCCCGGGUGAAGGAGUUCUUCCUCGGUGGCUUCCAGCGUCUCAGCCGGACCAAGAAGCUGGAUACUGAAGACAUCGGUCAGAGCGAACUGAAGAGAUGUCUGAGUAUGUGGGAUCUGACAGCCAUCGGGGUCGGAAGCACCCUAGGAGCUGGUAUCUACGUUUUGGCUGGACAGGUCGCUCGUGAGGUAGCCGGGCCAGCCAUCGUCCUCUCCUUCGUCAUUGCCGCCGUAGUGUCUUUGCUAUCAGGGUUGUGCUACGCCGAGUUUGGCGCCCGUGUUCCCAAGACUGGUUCCGCCUACACCUACUCUUACGUCACAAUCGGAGAAUUUUUCGCUUUCGUGAUUGGUUGGAGCAUGAUCAUGGAUAACAUCAUCGCUGGUGCUAGCGUGGGCAAGGCAUGGAGUGAAUACCUUGAUGCCAUGUUGAAUGCGACCAUAAGCACCCAUAUCAAAACUCACGUUGGUACCUUUAAUUCUUCUUGGUUUGGGGACUACCCUGACUUCUUGGCCUUCUGUCUCCUGAUCGCAGUCACCGUCAUCAUCGCUUUCGGUGCGAAGAUGUCCUCAUCCGUCAUGCUAGGUUUCACCGGCGUCAACCUCAUCGUCAUCGUCUUCAUCGUCGGCGCCGGAGCGUUCUACGUGGAAGGGGAGAACUGGACUGGGGGAGAUGGAUUCUUUCCGUUUGGAUUUUCAGGGGUAUUAGCCGGUUCGGCUACAUGUUUCUACGCAUUUGUUGGCUUUGACGUCAUAGCCACAUCAGGCGAGGAAGCUCGCAACCCCAGCAAGGCUAUCCCAUUCUCAAUCAUGCUAACGCUGAUCAUCUGCCUGAUUGCCUACGUCAGUGUGUCCGCAGUCAUGACCCUGAUGGUCCGUUACGACGACCUUGCCGAAUUCGCUCCACUAGCAGUAGUCUUCCAGCAGCGCGGACUCCCUUUUGCCAAGUACGUCGUGUCAGUAGGGUCCCUGGUGUCCCUGUCAACAUCCAUGAUGGGUUCCAUCUUCCCGCUUCCUCGAAUCAUCUUCGCAAUGGCCAGAGACGGUGUCAUCUUCAAGUUCCUGGCGAAAGUCAAUCCCCAUUCCAAUGUCCCAAUCUAUGCUGCUAUAUCGGCUGGUUUGUUGACUGCCCUCAUGGCCUUGAUCUUUAACCUUGAGCAGCUGGUGGAGAUGAUGUCGAUUGGCACGCUGAUGUCCUACACAUUGGUGGGUAUUUGCGUUCUUCUCUUGAGAUACAAACCUGGUGUCAUUGGUCUUGAUAAGGAAGAAGCCAAACGACUCGGAGAAAAGCAUAAGAAGAAGAAACCGGCAGAGGAGACCGCUCUUGUUGGCCUCGUCGGAGAGGGGAAGCACAAGACAUACACAAACCUAUCGCCCAAUAGCGAGGAAUUCGACAUAAUUCACGACGCAGAGGGCGCUACGGGGCCUGACCCAAAAGCAGCAGCCACGUCCGCAGAACCUUCCGGGAAAAUUGACCAGAGCAUGACGAAGCAAUUGAUAGAUGAUCAAUCAAAAGAAGGUGGUUCUGCAACCAGUAGCCAGAACAAACUUCCAAAAGAGCCAACAAGAGCGACCUACAGAAGCGUCAUAAUUUGUGUCUCCAUAAUAUGCGUCGACUUUUUCUUCCUCAGUGGUGUUUUAGUUCUAGGUGAAACGGGUGUCCUAGAAGGUGCCUGGUGGGCAAUCACACUAUUAGUCCUACUCAUCGGUAUCGUCAUGGUGCUAUUGGUGGUUAUAGAGAAGCAGCCUCAGAAUAAAAUGGAGCUCUAUUUUCGCACACCCUUUGUUCCUUAUUUACCAAUUCUUUCGGCAUUCUUCAAUAUAUUCUUGAUGUUCAAGCUCUCUAAAGCAACAUGGAUACGAUUCGUAGUCUGGCUUGCUAUAGGCUUCAUCAUCUACUUCGGUUACGGUGUGCGCCAUAGUGUCGAAGAGACCGGUCAGGAGAGGCCUCAUCAAGGUUUAGACGAGUCCGAAGCGGAUGAGAUCUCACUCUACGAUGCCUCGAAGGAACCCAACCGACAGCGAACUGAACAAGAGAGUCAAGAACAGCCUUAGGCUAUCCAGAUGUGGCUUGUUACAGAGGCUUGCCGGUCGAGUAUAGUGUCGCCGUCGCCUUAUACGUAAAGCGUAGAAUAUACCGUAUUAUUCCUUCGUCACUUUAUGGUGUCCCCUGAUAGUUUUCACCUUUUAGUAUCUCCUCUCUCUCCCUUUCUUUCACAUUCCCCUUUCUCUUUUUCUCUCCUCCUAUUUCGCGUUCUCCAAGUCUCUGUGUUCCUUCUCCAUUUACAUUUUUCCUUAAUAUUCCAGGGUCCCAUCUGAAAAAGAUUUGCAACUGAUCCGAUCAACCUGAACUUUAUGGAAAUCCAUCAUUGCCACAAUUUUGUUUCCUUCACAACGUCUUUUGUAAACAAACAUGAGCAAACUCAAUUGUCAAGGCAACGGUGAAUGUAUGAGUAUCCACCAUCAUCUAGAAAAAAAAUGAAAUAAACAUGUACUUUAUAAUCAUGUUGGCGUCGCUGAUGGCCUUCCAUAGUUGAGGUUGAUCGGAUCAAUUAUAAUUCUUUGUAAAGACGAGACCCAUGUCCUUUCAACCACGACCAUUAUGCCACCAACCUUGUCAUUGAUCACUAUUUGUCUCAUCCUUUAUUUAACUUUCCCUGGUUUAUUUCCUUCUCCCCUUUCCCUUUUCCUCUUUGUUUAUGAUUUCCGCUCGAUUCAAAACUUAUAUCGUGGCCCCGGUAACAUAGAGCUUCGUGAUUGAUCGUGUGUCUGAUUUAUACGAUUAAUUGCUUUAGUAAUAUUGUGUAUGAUCGGUCGUAAAAUCACAGUCCAUGAUCAUUCCUUAAAUCCAGGGUUGCACCAAAACCUAAUUCUCCCGAAUAAAAUCGGACCGAUUCUCGCCGAAAUUGGCCUAAUUAGGAUGGUUUCGAUGGAUUCGAAUGUUCCCGAAUCCUUCUCGAAUUUUCUCUCAUUCGCGAA